Molecule: messenger RNA, 2009 nt
Organism: Magallana angulata
Lineage: Eukaryota; Metazoa; Mollusca; Bivalvia; Ostreida; Ostreidae
Exons: 2
Coding region: 104-1819 (571 amino acids)
Molecular function (GO): zinc ion binding; protein binding
Source: RefSeq, a predicted model, not a curated record
CUUGUCUUGGGGACGAGUUGUCCUGAUUCCUUCUUGAUUAAUCUGAGUUGCCGAGGGUGUCAUCCACCCAAUAUAAUUUCAGUGACAUUGAUACAGUCACACGAUGGCAUUAUAUGAAUCCCAAAUACCACCUGAUGCCCAGCACUAUUUGGUGUGUGGCACUGAAGACUGUGAGAAAUCUUGCCAGUUUUACUGCAAUGAUUGUCACCAACAAAUGUGUGAACAAUGCAGAAAUGAACAUCAGAAGAAUAAAAAAACUGAGAACCACGAAGUGGUCCAUUAUAAACAACGAAAACGGCAACUUCCUGUGGAGAAAUGCAAGAUUCAUUCCACAAAAGACAUUGAUCUUCUCUGUGAGGAAUGCCAAAUUCCCCUUUGUUACAAAUGCGCAACUACAAAAGAACAUCGCGGUCACGUGUUUACUGAUCUAGAAAUGGUCUUUGCUGAAAAGGUUACACUAUGUCACGAAGAAAUUGCAAAAAUUCGAAAUCAUUUGGAGCCUACUUCUCAAAAUUUGAAAAAGGAAAUUGCUGCAGAUGUCAAAGAAAUAAAGAAGAUUAUGGAGGAUUUAAGAAAAGCCAUGAAAGCUGAAGCUGAGUCUUUGAAAAAUUUGGUUGACACAGUCACAUCAGAUAACAUAAAACAAACCAACAAAAUAGAACAGUCAAUAUUAAAAACAUUAAAUGGACAAAACCAAGAAAUUGAUGCCUAUAUGAAUUAUCUCAAUGAUUUAGUCAAAACAUUUUAUGGCUACCUAUCUCCUUCAAACAUAGAACAAUUAACAUUUGCUCUCAAGUCAGAAGACCUGAUCAUACGACCCAUACCAAAAACAUCCAAACCGGUCCCACCCGUAUUUACUGCUGGUCAAUACAGCAAGGAAGAUGUCGCCAAACUACUGGGUAAAAUCACUGUUCCCAAUACUGAACCAGAGAACAGGAAGAUAAAAACCAUUGAGACUGCCUCUAUACAAUUGAAACAUGCAGUUAAACAGAGGAAAUAUGGCGUUAAACAAACACUGUCUCUGUCUUCCUCUGUCACCAAGGUCAGGGAGUACAAAGUACCAGGUGUUGAUCGGGUAUAUCAUAUAUCACUGGGUAAAUCAGACAGACUCUGGGUCAGUGAUGAUAGUGGUAACCUUAUCCAAACAGAUGUACAGGGUAAUCAGCUACAGAAGAUACAAACCAAUGGUUUAUUUGAAGGCUACCACACAGUCACACAGGAGGGAGAUCUAAUCUAUACAGACAGGGACAACAGAUUCAUCAUCAAGAUAACACCAGAUAAUACAAUCACCAAAUUCAUUAACACAAACAACAAGAUACCACUCAGCAUACACUCCUCCCACAUCAACGGGGACAUACUGGUGGGGAUGAUGAAUAAUGGAGAGGGUAACGUCACCAGGUACAACAAGACAGGGACAGAACUACAGGACAUACAGAGGGACAACAAAGAAGAGGUGCUGUAUAUCUUUCCACUUUACAUCACAGAAAACAUCAAUGGUGAUAUCUUGGUAUCAGAUUUUCGCAAAAAUGCUGUAGUUGUGGUGAAUAAAUUGGGACAACACAGGUUCUCCUACACAGGUCAAGUGCCGGUGUUUAAUCCCUAUGGAAUAUGUUCUGAUGUUCUUGGUCACAUCUUGGUGUGUGGUUUUUACAGUGACACGGUUGAUCUUCUGGAUCAGGACGGUCAGUUCUUGUCUCUACUACUCACAAAACAACAAGGGUUACAGUAUCCCAGUAGUCUGUGCGUGGAUGAUGAGAACAAUCUCAUUUUGGGACAAAGAAACACCAACACAGUGACAGUGUACAAGUAUCUACAGUGAACAUUACAUAUUCAAUAACAACAACUUUGUGAUAGUGUUCAACUAUUAUAAUAGGUAUCUACAGUGUUUAUUGAAAUGCACAUAUACAGAAUUCACUAAACAUGUGAAUGGAGGGUCUUUUAAAUAAUUUUAAUAAUAUACAUGUAUUAACACUAUUUGUUUCUAGUAUAUACACACCCCAUGAAAUUAA